Molecule: messenger RNA, 247 nt
Organism: Symbiodinium necroappetens
Lineage: Eukaryota; Dinophyceae; Suessiales; Symbiodiniaceae
Source: the annotation of a GenBank genome assembly
AUGGUUGAGACCCCUCACCUUGACGGCACGCCCAUGACUGGCUUGAUACUGCUCCGGUCCAGGCUUGACCAGCACAAGCUGGCUAACAUCGAUUGCUCCACGGACGGAAUCUUGACGCCUUUUUGCAACAUGUGCAUGAGGCUGGAGCCCUCAGCGGUGUGCAACGAUCAGAACUUCUGCCAGCCCAGCUUGAACCACUUCGCAAUCCGUACCACCUGUCCGAGACCAAAGUAUCUCACGGAAAGCG